Carica papaya (papaya) is the source of this 903-nucleotide messenger RNA. It is a transcript of the gene ELF4, whose product is annotated as EARLY FLOWERING-like protein (DUF1313). Lineage: Eukaryota; Viridiplantae; Streptophyta; Magnoliopsida; Brassicales; Caricaceae. The record is from RefSeq and is a predicted model, not a curated record. Gene Ontology annotation, biological process: entrainment of circadian clock; positive regulation of circadian rhythm. Gene Ontology annotation, cellular component: nucleus.
AGCAACAUAGAAAAUGCUGUCGGAUAGGCACCACUCGAGAGAUUCACCGUGAGGAAGAAAAACCCUCUCCUAUAUAAACCCUUCAUAUGAAUUCCCUCGAUUCAUCAUCCCUUGAAUCGACCAUGGACACCGCCACCGCUUAUAAGAACAACAGAAGCUCCAAGCUCAAGCGCCAGAGACCCCACCUAAUCGAUACCGUUUCCGAUUGCGAAGAGGAAGGAGAUUCUCAGGUCUGGGAGACUCUCGACCGGAAUUUUCGUCACGUGCAGUCCGUGCUCGACCGGAACCGAGUGCUGAUCCAACAAGUCAACGAGAACCACCAGUCGAAAACACCCGAUAACAUGGUCAAGAACGUGGCGUUGAUUCAGGAGCUUAACGGGAAUAUAUCGAAGGUCGUGUCUCUUUACUCUGAUCUUAACGCGAAUUUCUCCACUGCGUUUCACCAGCAUUCCAAGAACGGGACUGCCAAUGGUAAGUGAUGAUCACAGGAGAGCAUAAGCAUCAAAGGGGCGAAACUGGAGUUCCCUGUCUCGUCUCUCUCUCUCUCUCUCUCUCUCUUUAUACUCUUAUCUCUAGAGUUCUUUUUGAUCCGUAACCUACGAUAAUUCAAAGUUCAAUCUAAUUAUUCUUACUUUAGAAUAAAAAUUGAAUAAUCCCACUUGGUGGGUGGUGAUUUAAGUGCGACUAAAUGAGUUUCUCUAGCGAUCUGGUAUCUACUAUGAAUAAUUCUUGUUACUUGGUAGUUAUUAGUUAAGAAGUCUUGGGUCCCUGGUUCUAAUUGCUGUCUCUGGUUUCUUCUUUGGUAUUGAGUCAUAUAAUAAGAAGUGUAUAUGACCUGUUGAAGCAGCCAGCAGUUUGAUGUCCUCUUUGAUCUUGAUAAUGUAAUGAAGUACUUGUUCAUCA